This is a messenger RNA of Chelonus insularis, 13130 nucleotides long. RefSeq names its product Apolipoprotein lipid transfer particle (gene Apoltp). Gene Ontology annotation, biological process: lipid transport. Lineage: Eukaryota; Metazoa; Arthropoda; Insecta; Hymenoptera; Braconidae. The transcript has 13 exons. Bases 155 to 13075 code for a protein of 4306 amino acids. The record is from RefSeq and is a predicted model, not a curated record. Gene Ontology annotation, molecular function: lipid carrier activity.
UCGGGACAGGAAGUACUUAUUUAACUGAUAGUGUAUAGACAACAGGCAAAGUAGAGAAUUGACCAGUUUCCUGAUGUUCUGAUCGUUCGUUAUCCAUAUUCAGUCGCCCUUAGUUGUUGGCGUGGUUUGGUUCGGAUGACACUAGUCUCUUGAUAUGGAAAAAUUGAAGCGUUGGGUGCAUUUAUUGGUGAUAUUUUUUUUAUUCAAUUUGAAACUAUUUGAAACAGAUGCUGCACGUGAAGUUAAAGUUUGUGGACGUACCAAAUGCCAUGGAAAUUCAAUCAAAUUCAAAUACAUUGAAGGAACAGUUUAUCGAUAUCAACAUCAAGUUGAUGUGAGUGUUAAUCUAGGCAAUGGUUCUAGUAUAUCAGAAUUGCAUAUUGAAUCAGUGGCAUUACUAAAAUUUACUACACCAUGUGAAGCUGAUUUGAAGAUAUCUAAAGCAAGUAUACGACAUGCAAAUCGUGGGAAGUAUGAUGCUGAAUUUCCUGAUCGAGCAGAGGCUGAUUUCAAAGAACAACUUGAACAUUACAGUCUUCGAUUUGUAUUUGAAGAUGGUCAAAUUCAAGAACUAUGUCCACAUUCUGAAGAUCCUAUUUGGUCAGUUAAUAUUAAAAGAGGUAUAUUAUCAAUGUUACAAAAUACCAUGAAAAGAUUUGACGUUGAUCAUCAUGGAGAUGAAUUGGAUGUUAAUGGUAUUUGUGAAACACGUUAUCGACUUCAUGAAGCUCGUAAAACAAGUCUUAUUAUAGUUAAAACUAAAGACAUUGACAGCUGUACUAAUCGGGGAAAACACUUUUCUAUUAUUCAAUCUAACAUGUACACAAGUCCUAGAACACAUUCUCAAGGAACUCUUUUAGAUUCUAAAUACAACUGUGAGAUUAUUUUAGAUCAUAAUAUUUAUGAAAACGUCAUUUGCAAAGAAUCUUAUCAAUUGAAGCAUUUAUCAUAUGGAAAUGUUGCUGUAAGAUCUGAAGUAAUUUCAAAACUUACUUUGAUUGAUGAAGGUGAGAAUAGUUCAUGGGACGAUACUGAUGAUAAUGACGACGAUGAUGACAACGAUAAUGAUGAUAGUAAUGAUGAAGAACAAAAUGAAACUGAACAAUUGAUAGAAUCUAUUCCAACUGAUUUAUUAUAUGAUCAUGCAGCCGUAUCUUUUUCUAGCAAAACUCUUUUUGGAGAGCUAAGAAUUUCAAGAGAUCUGUUAAAAACUAUGUGUCUACUAGGAUCCAGUGGACAGCUUGAAAAGACUUUUUCUGAAAUAUUCAGCAAAUUUAUACAUUCAGCUCGGCACCUUGAUUAUCCAUCAUUGUCUCAAUUAUUGGUAAAAGCUGAUGGAAUUUGUGAGAAUGGAAAAAGACAUAUUCUUGAUGCAUUACCAUAUAUUGGAACAAGUGCUGCAGUUAAGGUGAUGCGUGAUUCUAUGCUAAAGAAAAUUAUUGAUAAAGAAAGAAGUGAAUCUUGGCUAACAGCAAUAGCUUUAAUACCUAGACCAGAUGCUUCAACAGUUGCUGCACUCUUACCUCUUCUUGAGCUCGAGCAUCAAGUAUCUAAUGGUCAUUUAACCCUAGUUUAUUCGGCUGUUGUUCAUGCUUUUUGUCGUCAUCAUGGUGCCAGCCGACAAAGUUUAAAUUUCCAUCAAUCGCACGAUUGUUUGGCCAUCCAAGGUACUGGAAUUGAUCGAUUUUUUGAUUAUCUUGAAUCAACUAUUGAACAGGGUUGUGCUCCAAAGCCUCACGAACCGGAAGAAGUUAAAAAAACUUUAGAAGCUCUAAAAGCAAUAGGGAAUAUGGGACUCGAAAGGACAGGAUUGUCGGAUAAGCUGAAAGUCUGUAUUGAUAAUGAAGGAGGAUUUAUUUCAAUGGAAACGAGAAUUGCAGCAAUUGAAGCACACCGUAGACUACCAUCGUGUCAGGAAACUCGUGAUCGUAUCUUUCUUCCACGAUAUCGCAAUAUUACCCUUGAACCUGAGAUACGAAUUGCGUCUUAUCUACAAACGAUGCGCUGUCCAGAUUAUAAUGUUGUCAAAAUAAUAAAACACACAUUGACAGAAGAACCUAUUAAUCAGGUUGGUUCAUUCGUUUGGAGUCAUUUAACAAAUUUAUUGGCAUCAUCAUCACCGACUAAAAUUGAAAUACAAAGUCUUCUAACUGAUCGAGAUUUAAGUGAUAAAUAUAACAGUGAUGGUCGAAAGUUUUCUCGAAAUUAUGAGAAGUCAUUUUUUUCUGAAGAAUUCAAUGUUGGUGGAACCUUUCAAACUAAUGUUGUUUUUUCAUCAAAGUCUUAUGUUCCUCGAACUCUCACAUUUAACAUGACUCUUGAUUUAUUUGGAGAAUCAGUCAAUGUGAUUGAAGUAACUAUGAGAAUGGAAGGAAUGGAAUAUUACGCGGAGAAAUUUUUCGGUCCCACAGGUCCAUUUGCAAAUGACAAAAUAUCUCAACAUAUUACUAACUUUUUACGAAGUUUAAGAUCAGUCAGCGAAACAAAUCAUUACUGGGAAGAUUUGAAAACCAUACCCAAUAUUAUAGAUAAUAAUUUUAAUAAUCCACAAAUUAGUUUAUCAUAUAAAAUAUUCGGUAAUGAACUUGAAUUCAUAAUGUUGAAUGGUCCAGAUGAAAUUGUUAAAACUUUAACGACGCUAAACCCAUUAGCGAAAAUCAAACGUUUAUUAUCAGGUCGAGAAAUCUAUUAUGAAUACACUGGAAUGCUUCUUGAUGCCAGUUACAUUAUUCCAACUGCAGCAGGUUUACCAAUUCGGUUAGAUCUUACUGGAUCAGCUGCAUGUAAUUUCAAAUUCUCAGGGCUAUUAAAUAGCGAUCGUUUUGUUGAAAAUACAGAAGUUCAAUUAGUUGGCAAUGUAACUCCAAGCGUAAGUUUAGAUAUAACUGGUCAAAUGAGUGUUGAUGCAUUCCACAAGAGUGCAUCAGUAAAAAUACAAGGAAAUGUAUACUCUUCGAGUGCAGUGAGACUUCAUCUCGAUGUUCAAGGAAUAAGAUUAGUUAAACUUAAUCUCGAAGUACCUAAUCGUAAAUUGGAAGUACUUACAGUACGAACAGAUAUACUCCAUGUGCAUGGCAAUGGAGCUGAGAUUUCAGAACGACCCGUAGUAACAUCAACUAAGAAUUUAACUAACCGCAAUAAAAUUUCUAACUCAACAUGCAGCUGGCCUGUAUUAGAAAGACUGAUUGGUUUGAAACUAUGUUUUGAUUACUUAUUUCCAAAUAUAACAGAGGCUGAUAAUAUUUCCUAUUUCAUUUUGAAUGGACCAACUCUAUUCCGUACUUCAAUUAUUAAAGCUGAUCCUAGUGCUGAGAGUUAUCUCUUUGAAUAUUCAUGGAAAGCGACACCGACAAACAGUGUACUCAAAUUAGCUUUUGAUACACCUGGAUCAUUAAUAAAUCGAGAGACCAGUGCUACUGUAAGCUUUGAUGCUAAAACUCACAAUGUUAGUGUUUUGCUAAGAUCUGCAGGGAAUAGUCUUGUUGCUUUAGGCACCUAUAAACGAACUGAUGAUGAAACGAUGAUUAAUAUAGGUUUAGAUAUAAAUGGUACAAAACAUGUAGAUGGAUGCAUUGGUUAUCUAAGAAAGAGUGGAAACUACGGUUACAUUUACAUACCAAAGUUAGAUUUAAAAAUAAAUGAUGAAAACGUAGUAGAAUUGUCUGGAAUGGUAAAAGAUACUCACAAGAAUAAUGUAACACAGUGGGAUAUUGAUUUAAGUUUUCAAACAAAAAAAAUUAAAAGUCGAAUGAGAGGAUAUAUUAUUCGAAGAACAAUUAGUUUAACAGGUAAUAUAAAAUUAGACUAUCAACUGAAAAAUAUGAAUAAAGAAACACUUCAAGUAGAGAUUUCGUUAUUAAAUCGAUCAACUAAAACUUUGGUAUACAAAGAAGCCAAUUUAAUGUUACAAUCAAGCGCUUAUCCUCAACUUAAUGCUAUUAUUACAACUUGGUAUCAACAAGCUUUAGGACAUCUAGAAAUACACACAGAAAUUAAUACAAAACCACACUUACGGGAUGAUCGUCAUAAGCUUACAAUUCAAUUAAUUUUGACUUAUUCUAAGGCCUACUUUCAAAGUCAAGAAGCAAAGAUGACUGCUUCGGUUGCAAUUAGAAAACCAAUUCAAAAUAUUGAUAUUAAAGUUGGAGUUGAACGAUUUUCUAUUGGACCAUCUUCGAAGACAUACUUUUUGGUAAGAUAUGCACCAGGAAAGGAGAUAACUUUAGCAGUAAAUCUUAUCAUGCCACGUGGAGCAAUGUUUGCUAUUGAAGGUCAUGCUAAUAUGACAAUACCUAAUUUAGACUCAAUGUUAAUUGAUGUACGUAUUACGGAAAAAUCUCGUGGUGAAUAUGAUCUUGAUUUUGCUGGAACUUGGUUCAGUGGACAUAAUGCAACAAUUCGUGGAACUUAUGUUGAUAAAUUGAUUGUUAUAAAAGACCAUCGUGUAAUCACAAAUAGUUUAAAGUUACUAUUUAGAUCACCAAGUCUUGCUCGGGAUAUUUUAUUUAAUUACAAAUUUUAUCGUGACCAUAUUGACACUAAAUUCGACAUCAGUGUUGAAUAUUUAGAUGCAGACAAAUAUGCUUUAGCUAUACAUCAUUCGGUAAUAUCAGCUGUGAAAUUUAUAUCAUAUGCAGAAGCAAGAUGUCGAGGUGGUGUUUAUACAGUGACAGCAGCUGUUGAUGUUGAGAGAGAAGUUAGAUUAGAAUUACAUUUAGAUAAUUGGAGAGACGUUCAUUUAAUAGCAACAGGAAUUAAUGAAGAAACAACAAAGGAAUUUGGUUUCGAAAUUAAAUGGGAUGCUAAUCGUGAUCCAGCUAUGAGAUUUGCUACAUUACUUCAGUUAUAUAAAAUGUACGAAGAUACUCCUAUUCAUUCACGAAAUUUAAGCAGUACUAUAAUGGUAACUUAUCCAGGAAGAUUAUUCACAGGAACUUGUUUUCUUGGUGUUUUGGAUACUCAUCACUAUUUAUUAGAUGCUAAAAUUGAGUGGGAUCCAGUAAAAAAUAUACACAUUACUAUUGAUGCUGACUAUGAUACUGUUAAUUGGAGUAAUUACUUCAAAUUUGAAAGUAAGAUGUUGACACCCUUUGAACAGUGGAAGAAAACGUCUUUAAAUGCACGGUAUCACUGGACAGAUGAAGAAUUAAAAGCUGUUUGUGAUGCACAUUGGCAAGAUGACCAACGAUUUAACUUUGAAUUUGCGUCGAGUUCUCAAGAGACUCUUAAUACUGUAGAGUGGCGUGCAAAUUGUGGUCUAACAAGUACUGUCCAUUCAGUUGGCUGGAUUACAACUAAUUUAACUCACAAAGUGAGUAGAGAAUCGAAUAGCUUCAGUACAGACUCUCGGCUCCUUGUUAACUACAACCCAGACAAAGUCAUGGAUUUUAAAAGUGUCUGGCAUUUCAAUGGAGCUACAACUCCUAACGACAAUAUCACUUUUGGUGGUAAUUUUAAAUUCUUGACACCUUUUAUGAAUUACAAGAAUGGUGAUGUUAAACUUCAAUUUAGAUUUAUGCCAUAUUGGAAAUUCCAUGGACUCUCCAAUAUUGAAAUUGAUAAACGUAAAUAUACUGGAAUUUUGCAAGGCGAUUUAGCUCGUAUUAAAGAAUCUAUUGUAGAAUUUAAUAUUACCACACCACUCGAAAAAUAUUCAUUUAUACGAGGAAGAUUUGGAUUAUCAGAAAUAAAUAAACAUGCAGUUGCUGAAGUAACAUUACCUUCUGGUCCAAUUGGAGUUGAAGCACUCUGUAAAUUCUUUGCCGAGUCUAAUUAUGAUUUUAAUAUUAUGUUACGUGUAUCAACACCUAUAGAAAUUUUACAGAAGUUUUUGAUCGUCGCUAAACUAGCAAGAACAGAGGCUGAUUUUCGAAUUGGUUAUAAUAAUGUUACAGCUGGUUUUCAAGCAAUUUGGCACUUUAAUAAUCUUACGAAUUUCCAUUAUAGCUAUAUUCUUUUUACACCAAUUCAUGGUCUUCAUGAAAGUGGUAUUGUUGCCAAAAUAAUCAUACUAGAUAAGAAAGAUGAAAAUGAUCGUUUAAGUAAAACUAUUGACACAGAAUUUUCUCUAAGAAUUGUAGAAACAAAAUUAGGGAUCAAGAUAUACUCUGGUCCAAAACUUUCUCCAUUAAAAUUAUUAGAUGAGCCACUUGUUGAACUGAGUUAUGAACCGGAAGAUGAUGAUUUCUCUUGGCAAGGUGAUAUUGAGAUAAAUGCCGUGAUAAUUGAGCCAAUAAUUGGGAAAUUAGAAAUAGACAAACAUGGACGAGUUUACCAAAUCAACGGAAAUUUAAUAAUUCCUCAAGGAAAAAUAUUUUUAGAAGAUAAAUUCAUAUUGGAAGAUGUGUUUAAUAUGAAAAAUACUCUAGAAAUAAAAACGCCCUUUGAAUGGACAACUGGAAUUAAUUCAUUAUACGUUUUCAGUAUCGACAUGGAGAAUUAUAUUUAUUUUAUGAGUUUAGACGUCAAUCUUACUAAAAACGAUUCCAUACCAUGGAUCGAAUGUGGUAUCAAGGGAAAUUAUUCAAGUGUCGAGCAUGAAGAUGAUUCUACAAUGCACAAAUUACAGUUGAUAUUUAACACACCCCAGGGAUUUUUAGGAUAUUUGGAUAGUUAUGGAACUUUGGAAUUAGAUGAGAAUAUAUACAAAACAAAUAUAGUUUUCAAAACUAAUGAUAGCUUUUCGGAGUUUACUGGAGUACUUGAACUUGAAGAGGCUUUUUUCGAUGGUACUUUAAUAGCUUUGAUUGACUCACCAAUUUUACAAGUACCAAAAACAAAAAUAACGAUUAAAAAAGACUUUACAGAAUUAGAAAAACGUCUUGAAGGUGGAAUUACGAUAGAUAAUUCAAAAGAAAACCACGGUCAAUUUCGUGCUACAUGGUAUUUUGAAUCUCAAGACCAUAUAAAGUUAUCUGUUGAACUGAAAACAUGGAUAUUGCCUUUAAAAAACGUUCAGCUCGAUUUAUUUUACGACAACAACUUAUCGAGCAAUCAAAGUUUAUUGCUUGAAACUAAAUUCAAGCGUCUUAAUCAAAAAUAUAAAUUAUCCGGAGCUUAUCAUCCGAAUAAAACACUAAAUGUACAAUUACAAGGACCCAGUGACAUUCUAGACUAUGAUUAUCGAUUUGAUGGUUUAUUAGAUUCAUCAAAUAAAUUAACAGGAAAUCUUGUUGAUUUAAAAACUUCACAAACUUAUAAUGUUAAUGGAGAAAUGGACGUCACCGAUUCUAUAUUAGAAAUUAAAACAGUCAUCGUUAAAAUUAAUGAAGAUAGCAAAGAAAAUAAUCCUUGUACACUUACUUUAUUAUUCUUCAGAGAAAAGUACGGAUUAAAGUUGAACGCUCAUAAUGACUUUUUAGAUAGCAAUGUAUCAUUAAAUUAUAUAAAUGCUUUAAAUUGGGAUACAAAUUUUGCACUGGAAUUAGAAAAUAAUAUAAAAUAUCAAUUAGAUGCAUUUACUAAUGUCCAAGUGAAUGGUAAUACUAGUAUUUAUAUAAAAGCUCAAACUCCAUGGCCUGAACUAAAAGUAUUCCAGCUGGAUGGUAAUGUUAUGUUUACUAAUAACAGUGGGGACAUAAAAGUAAAACAUCACCUUAAUAAUAACAGUGGUUAUUUAAGACUCGCUUGGAAACUUGCGUAUAUGACUGAUAUGUUUAUUCGAUUUAAUGGUGCUGCUGAUAAGAAGGAUAUCAACGUAUUUCUUUAUCUAGAUAAUCCAAAACGUGCUUUCCGUAGUGUUAAUACCGGUUUUGAUAUUAGUGUUAAUGAGAAAAAAUGGCAAUGUGCCACAAACAUUAGUAUCGGUUACAGAGAUAAUGAGAAUAUUGAUUAUGUUAUGGUUGUUCAUCUUCCACCUCCGAAUAAUGAUGACCAUCGUAUAUUAAUUCGUUAUCAUGCCCAAGGUGGAUUACAAGAUGCUAAUUUUGUUAUUGGUUACAGUGCUAGUAAAGCAAUGAUUAAUUAUGCUACUGAUGGUUCGAUUCGUAUGGCACAAAAAAAUAUAGAUGGUCAUUUACGACUAGCUUGGGAUGAUUUAAAAACUAAAAUUUUGAAUAAUAUAUUCAAUAUAACUUUUGAUGAGAAAAAAAUUGGUUUCAAAUAUUCUUUGUUUACUCCAAAAUCUCAAACUGAAGAAAAAGCAAUAGUUUUGUUUAAUUAUGACGGAGGAAAAAAUAAUGAAAGCUUAAUUAAUGCAGAUUUUUAUUAUACACCACGGAAGAAAGUGGGAACAAUUAAUAUAUCUUAUUUAAGUUUAACAAACGUCAAUGGUACUCUUAAUGUGUCAACGGGUGUUCCAAAUUUCCCUUAUGUCGCAUGUAAUUUUAUUGUACUAACGACAUUGAAGCAAACGAAGAGAUUUGUUCAAGUCUUUUGGCAAAACGACACUGCAUUAAUCAAUUCUGAUUACGUAUAUCACAGCGAAAAAUUGGAUUCAGAUUUAAUAGGAAUAAUUGAGUUAGAAGUACCAUUGAGUACUCGACACAUAGCGAAUUUAAAUUAUGGAUAUAAAAAGAAAUCACAAGUUACAACUGGAUAUGCAGAUCUAAUUUACAAUAAAGAUAAGAUACUCCUAGCUAAGUAUAAUUCAAAGGGUGAAUCACGUGCUGGCAUUGAAAAGGAUAGCAUACAAAUAACUUUAGAAAAUGAUUUUCAACCACUAGGAAUUACUUAUACUAAUCAAUAUGAAUAUAGUGCUGGAAAUGCUGGAACAAAUUAUCCAACAAUUGAACAAAAACGUAUAAAUAUUUAUCGAUUAGACAAUAGUUCAAUUUUUAAUGUAGCUGGACAAUCUCAAGUUAGAACGUUUCAUGAAGGCCAGGAGAUACAACUUAAAGCGGAACAUCUGAAUAAAACUGUUCAACUAAACACAGACUAUCGUGUAUUACCAGGAGAAUUUGAUCAUAAUUGUUGGGUAAAAUUAGCUGAAGGUGCAUGGGCUUCUUAUAAUCUCAACAUAAUCAAUAAAACAACUGAAGAAAUUGAAAAUCAAUUUCUCACGUUUAAUCUGGCUUAUCCUUGGCGAAAUAUUACUGUUGAUGGAUCUUAUAGUAUAAGUUUACGAGAGUUCAAUACCGAAGGAAACUUAUCUUGGAAAAAAACUUACAACAAAAGUGAUCCCUCAACGCUCGAUUAUUAUUAUGAUGAAGAAUUGUAUAAAACGAGGCAAAUUGGAGCGGCAUUCAACUGGACUAAUUUAAGUGAACGUAAUGAUACAGUAGACAAACAAGUGGCCACUUUAAGCUUCAAACAUCCAAGCCUAGAAAAAGAUGCAUCGAUAGCCGGUUAUUUGAACAAAAGAAAUAAUAAUACCACUAUGUUAAACGCCACUGUUAUUGUAGAUUAUUCUGAAAAUCCAGAUAAACUUGUAGAACUUGUAACAAUCAUCAAAGAUGAAAGUGUUGAUCCAAAUUAUGUUCGUUAUAGUUACUUUAUUAGUGGAAAGCAUCCACGAACACGUUUAGAUCUUGAUGUUUCUGGAUACAUCGAAAAAAAUACAAUUCGAUUCAUAAAAACAGAUCAUCAGGCGGUAUUCCGUCGUAGCUAUUUCCCAGGAGCAAUUGGAAAAUUUUUGGUACGAUUUGAUGCCAAUAAUUAUCAAACAGAAUAUCAUCGAGAAAGUACAGAUCUUACGAAACAUCUAGAUAUUUCGUAUUAUCCAACUGAUGUUGCUUAUAUUGUAAAUGGUAGUGUUAUUGAUACUUCAAGAGAAUUAAAUGCAACUGGAGUACUUUACUUUAAUUAUCCUGAAAAAUUAACAUGGUUAAUGUUAAAUUAUACACCAGAUUCAGUCGAAAGUCUUAGAAUGUACGGAAAUAUUCCAGAUGCCAGGAACGGAGUAUUUGAUGUAUGGAGAACAUAUGAGAGAAAUCUUAUUAUUUCCGAUAUUUCAUUUUAUCUUAGAUUAAAUCAUUCUCGGUUGGUUACGUCAACACUAAAAUGGCGACCUGAACUUAAAAGUGAUCUUACUAAUUUCGUUAAAACGACAGUUUCUGACUUCUGUAAUGAUCUUAGUAAUGAUUUGGAUUAUUGGAAGCAAUAUGUUAAAAGUGAAAUAAUUAAUUCUGCAUCAGAUAUUUGGGAAGAUGCCCACGAAGACAUUGAAGAAUUAUUGAAUGAUUGGAAUAAUUUAAAGGAGCUUGAUGAAGAUCUGGAUAAAUUGAAAGUUUAUUUAAAUGAGUCUUAUAAUGCUAAUGAUUUCUACAUAAAAGAUUUGGUAGGUAUUGGAAUAUAUGUGAUUGAUGAACUGGCUUUGAGAAGUCAUAUUGAAUCAUUGCCAAAUAUUAUCAAUGAAAUAUGGGAGAUAAUGGGUGAGUCUGGAGAAGCUAUACGUAAUUCACUCUUAUGGAUUAUCGAAGCUACAAAAAAUGCUUAUAAAAAAUUGACAGAAAUAGUAAGUGCAAUAUUGAAAGGAGAAUCGAUAACACAAAUCGCUAAUAUAAUUGAACAAAUUGUUGAAAAAUAUGAUAGAUUUAUAAAAGACCUUCAUGUAUCAUUUAAAAAAUAUGUCGAAAAUUUGUGGAAUAAAUUAUCAAUAACAAUAUCACGUCAAUGGGAUAAAAUUUUACGAAUGGUUGAACCAAUAUUUAUACGGAUACUUCAUUAUCUUGAAGCUGUACUAUGGAAAGCCAGUAAAGAGAUUGUUGAUUUUCUUUAUGAUCGCAGGAACGAAUUAAUUAAAUCACCAUAUUUUGAUCGUUUUACCAACUUCACUCAAGACUUUGAUAAAUUUUAUCGCGACAUCAAAGCCAACGACAUUAUUACAAAUAUUUACAAGUACACUGGUAUUGUAAUUACCUUUAUUCGUGAGCGUUACUUCACAAUGGUACCCUUUGGAGAAGAGCUUAAAGAUCUUGUUGAUGAAAUUAUUUCAGAAUUUGCCGAAUUAAAAAAAUUACCAACUGUUAAUUAUGCCCUUGAGAAAUUUAAUUAUGUUUAUGAAAGAAUUCAUUACUUUUAUAAUUACUUUGGUGUCAGGAAGAAAGUUGAAAAUUUCGUAAGGGUAAUUCAUUCGAAAUUAAUCGAUAUAAGUCAAACAGCAUUACAAGCAGAGAGUAAAUAUCGAGAAGCAAAAACUAAAUUUAUUUUUGAUCCAAAUACGGGUCUCAUGUGUUUAGAGCAAAAACUUCCAAUGUCUUGGCAUGCCUUCAAUCAAACACCAGAAUUUCAAGAAAUUCCAGAAUAUCGAGCAAUUCUUGAUCUUCGAAAUUACUUCACCACAUCUAAUGCAACCUUUUGGACACUUUAUUACCGUUAUCGACCAUAUACUGAUCCUUCUAACUGGUUCCCCCCAUUCAAAGCACAAGCAAUGGUAGUAGGAAAUCAACAUUUUAUUACCUUUGAUGGUCAACAUUAUGAUUUUAUCAAUACGGGUACUUAUCUUUUGGCUCACGAUUUUAUCCAAAAUCAAUUCGCCGUAUUUAUUACAUAUCAACGAUCACCCACAAAUUCUUCAAUAAUAAAUCAUAAAAUAAUAGUAUCUGUUGGACGCCAAGACUUACAAAUCGAUGUAUUUAAUGAUACUGUAAAAUUGGCUGACUCCACAGAUAUUUUACGUUUACCAGUGGAAUUAGAUAACAAUACUGGUUUUGUGUAUCAAGAAAAAAGUAUCGUAAUAGUUGAGUUGAAAAAUAAUCAAUUUAAGCUCAAGUGUAAUCUCAAAUACGAUAUUUGUGUGAUAGAAUUAUCGGGAUGGUUUUUCGGUAAGACAGCCGGAUUAUUGGGUACAAUGAACAAUGAGCGAUGGGAUGAUACUAUAAAAUCCGACGGAGUAGUGACAGAUGAUAUUGAAGAGUUUGCCAAGAGUUGGUCCAUUUCAAAGCCCGAUGAUGACAAUAUUGAUGUUGAAAAUAAAAAUACAAAUCUUGCUUACGUUGGAUACAAAAAAUCAGAAUUAUUUGACUUUUGUUUCAAUCUCUUCACCAAUCAUAGUUCUGAAUUUGGAGAUUGUUUCAUGGUUGUUGAACCACAAUAUUAUGCUGCUGCGUGCUUAAAUACUAGAUCUACUGCGGAAGUAUGUUCACUUGCCAUUGCUUACAUGCAAGUUUGUGGAUUUUAUGAUACAUACCUGAGAAUUCCAGAUAAAUGUACUGCCUGUUCUAUGACAGACAAUUCCAGCGUACCUGAAGGCGAGUUUCGUAAAUUGGAAAUGUCUAGUGUUCCGAAUUCCACAGAUGUUGUUUUCAUAGUUGAAGCAAAGUUGUGUAAUAUCAACAUCAGGCAAAAUCGUAGUAUUGAUUUGCUUGUUACUCAACUGAAUAAAGAAUUGAAUGAAAAUGGACUGAAAGAUAAUCGAUGGUCAUUAGUUAUAUUUGGUGGAGAUGGUGUUUUCGAUAAACCAAGAAGUCUCAUACUUGGCAGUCAAAUAUUUACAAAUGAUACCUCUCGGUUUGUUGAUUACUUUGAUAAUAUUCCUUCUGGAUUUGGUAGUCAAGAUGUUUUUGCGGCUAUUGGUUUUGCUUCUCAAUUAGUAUUCCGUGCAGGAGUAUCAAAAACAUUUAUUUUAUUACCUUGUUCUCACUGUGAACCGCAAAAUCAAACAUUGGACUAUUCGGUUUUACAUCAAGUUCUAUUAGAACAUGAUAUAACAUUCCACAUACUUAUGGAUGGUGACUUUAAUUUCAAAAAACAGCGUUUAAAUAAAACAUUUUACGGUAUAGAUGCCACAAAAUCAUACACAAAAAAAGAUGCUAAAGUAUUAAUAGGAGAUAUUGAUCUUAGACGACAAGUGAAGUUACCUAAAAGUACUUUAGGAUAUUGUACUCCUUUGUCACUUGAAACUAACGGCACAAUAUUUAGUGGAAAUAAACUCAAUCCUAAUAAGUCACCAUCAAUCAAAAAGUUUGCUAGUACUUUUGCUAAGAGAGUUGCCUUAACAGCAAAACCAAGUUCCUGCCAGCACUGCGAAUGUAGUUCUGAUAAUGAUGGAGUUACUCACAUGGAAUGUAUGCCCUGUGUCUAUCCAAUGCCUGUUAUUGUUGAUUACGUCAGUGAAACUUUCAAUGAAGACGACACAUUCUCCCCACUUCAACCACUGGAAGUAGAUUAUUCUCAAAUUGAUGUAGAUGAUGAUUAAUAUUUUUUACGAAAGAGAAAAUAUUGAAAUAAUAAUAAAAAUAAUAAUAAAUGUA